Messenger RNA from Penaeus indicus, 1912 nucleotides. RefSeq names its product serine/threonine-protein kinase PRP4 homolog. Lineage: Eukaryota; Metazoa; Arthropoda; Malacostraca; Decapoda; Penaeidae. Gene Ontology annotation, biological process: peptidyl-serine phosphorylation; peptidyl-threonine phosphorylation. The coding region runs from base 1 to 828 and encodes 275 amino acids. Gene Ontology annotation, molecular function: protein serine/threonine kinase activity; ATP binding. The record is from RefSeq and is a predicted model, not a curated record. The transcript is spliced from 7 exons.
AUGUUUUUGCACUAUGCAGUGACGGCGACGGAGAGCAUCACGAAUCCAACACUCAAGGAUUUACGGAUCUGUGCGAGUGUCAAAGGUCAUAGGGUUUAUGUGGACACCCUGAGGCAAGACAUCGAGGGAAAAGUGUUGAAAAAAUAUGGUAAGGAUGUAGGAUUGCAUGUAAAAGCAGUCCGAUCUUAUACACAUCAAUUAUUCUGUGCCCUGAAGCUACUUCGCAAAUGCAAUAUUCUUCAUGCAGAUAUCAAGCCUGAUAAUAUUCUGGUGAAUGAAAAGAAGCUGGUGUUGAAACUUUGUGACUUUGGCUCUGCUUCAAAAGUGACCGAAAAUGAGAUAACACCAUAUCUAGUCGCACGAUUCUACAGAGCUCCAGAAAUUAUCCUUGGAAUGACUUAUGACUUCGGGAUUGACUUGUGGUCUGCUGCAUGUACAAUAUAUGAACUUUAUACUGGAAAGAUCAUGUUCCCUGGGAAGACAAACAAUCAGAUGUUAAAACUGUUCAUGGAUCUCAAGGGAAAGAUGCCAAACAAGGUCAUUAGGAAAGGAGCCUUUAAGGACCAGCACUUCGAUGGUGCUUGUAAUUUCUUGUAUAGAGAUAUGGACAAAGUGACAGAGAGAGAGAAGAUUGUAGUCAUGGCCACAAUCAACCCUACAAGAAACCUCCUCCAUGAGAUGUUAGGGGAGUCCAACCUACCUGAAGACCACACGAGAAAGGUCACCCAGCUGAAGGAUCUCCUGGAGAGGUGUCUCAUGCUGGACCCUGUAAAGCGCGCCACCAUAGACAACUGUUUAAUGCACCAAUUUAUUAGGGAGAAGAUGUGAAUUAUAUGAUCUUGAAAUUUUUUAGGUUGUGAUGUGAGUGGGAUGUCACAAAUCUUGAGUUAUUGAGGGUGUGUGUGUGUGUAUGCACAUUGUGGUUGGUGUGUGAUGAAUGCAUUAUUGAUAUAUAAUAUAUUAGUAUUUCCUGAGAGUUAUUCUAUUGUCGAUUUACAGAGGAGAAUGAUUGUGCAAGUGAGAGUUCAUCUUCAUUGUUUUCUGUCUCGGGGAUAUCUGUUAACAAAUCAAUAUGAUGAAAAUCAUCAUCUUUAUAAGCUAGAUUUAAUAAACUUCAACUGUUAUGUAUUCUGAUGCAGGGAGCAGCAAGCUUGAACACCCUGCAUAAAGGGGUUUGAUUAGACUCUUGUGAUAUUUGAUUCACAGAGGAAAGGGAAAGUUAAAAGAAUUUUACAGGGUAUUUUUGGGGUUGUCUGUUUAAAACAAAACAAAAAAAUUUGUUUCAGUUAAUACCAUAUAGGAUUUCACAUUCAUUUCUUUCAUUAAUCAGCAUGCCACCUGAAUCACACAUUGGCACCACAUCCUUUGGUUACAAGUGAUUAGUGUGGAAAAGACAUAGAAGUUUACAUCGUGUGUCUAAUAAUUCUGAUAUAUAUUUUUUAACUAUUUCUGAAUCACGGUAGUGUUUCCUAAUAAUGUCGGUAAAUCACAUUGCGUACACUAUGACAUUAUUAUCCUAUGUAGGUAUGUGGAAAAAAAACAUAAUAAAAAUCAUUGAUGUGAAACAUCUUGGCAGUGAAUUAUCAGAUAAAAUGUACACUUAAAUGAUAGUAGAGGAAACUUUUUUUUUAUAUUGUAUUUAGCAGUUGAGGGGUCAUGAUGUACCAGUAACCUUUAGUUCUCUCAAGGGCUUGGCAUUUUUAAAAUGCAGUUGUAUGCUGGAAAGUUAUUUUGUCAUUAAAAUUGUGCAUUCAUAGGUACUAAUUGUAAUAUACAAAUAUUAUUUUCAGAAUGACAUUAUAAACAAUAUGUUUACAGUUGGUUCCUUUUUCUAUUUCUUAUUGAAUUAUAUAUUUUAAUGAAAAGUGAGUCAUAUAAAAUGAUCUGCUGUGAAGUAAAUUUCUUUAAAGAA